ACAGGUUCAUCACCCCCAGGGACCUGGUGCCUCUCUUCCCUGAAGCAGGUGAGGUGCCCCCCACAUCCCUGACAUGGAGCCAUGGUGCAGGAGCUGUGGCUCCUCACUCAGGCUCCAGCUCUUUCUUAAUGGGACCUGCCAAAACUGUUGUUCAGAUAAAUAUUUGUUUGUGAGAGAAUCCCUCAGGGAAUGAGGGAAAGCAUUAUCAACAAAAGAGAAUACUUAAUAUUUCUUAAAUGAUUUUAAGACUUAAUAUCUAUAAUGGAAUCCUAAAGCUUUCUUGUCCAGUAUUGAUUUAAUUUUUUAUGGUUUAAAUAAUAUUAAAUACUUGCUAGCUAGACUGCUGUUUCAGCCCUACCAUAUUAGAGCAGGUUGCUAAUGUGUGGUAAAAAACAAUUUUUAUCUCCACCAUCUGGUGUUCUCUUUUUUUUUUCCUCUUAAAAAAAAGAUAAGAGACACUUGCUGGAGGCAAUUACUGCCUCUAUUCCACAGAGGUGAAACUUAACAGGAAAUCUGGCAUAUGUUGACUCUGAACUCUGCACAUUAAUAUAGAUUUGAACAGUUGCUGGCUGAUAGGUGGUCCCACUCCAGCUGCUAAGGAGGUGAUGCACAGUAAUGGAAGCAGAACUGGAACAUAAACUUUUUCAAAGUGCUCUGAUAAAGGGCUCUUGCCUUUCAUACUCUUGUUCUCUGGGAAUAAGAAGCUUUUGCUAAUUGCUUAUAGGACUUAACAAAAGGAGCAUAGAAAUGGAUGAGACAGUGAGAAGCUUGUAUCAGAAAGACAUGGACAGUAAUGAAGAGAAGAAAAUUUCCUGAGCCAUCUUCAAGGGUUUCUGAGAAGUGGGGCAGAGAUCUUCUCCUGAGAUUUUCUUUUGUCAGUUCUCCAGCUCCGAGCAGACCUGUGCCUAGGUCUGCACUAUGUGGACAUAUGCCCGGCCUCAGUAAGUGAUUCAGGUUUAAGCCUGCCCUGAUUAAGAUAAGCAUCUCUGACUUGGCUGCAGAAAAGAAGACCUGGAGAAGAAAGUUCUGCCAGGAUAUGUGACAUGCCAGGAGCUAUGGGAUAUCCUAUCCCACUUUUGGUGACUGGAGCAGGACCACUGAGGAUUCAGCUGCAGAGCUCUGUCACAGCUGUACAGCUCUCCUGAGACCAGGCUAAUUCUGCUGGGAGGACUUCAGACAAAGGUGUGAAGAAAACCACUGUCUGCAAGGCCCCUGGUGUUGUGGGUGCUUUUUGCACACAGGCUGGUGCAUCUCCACUGGAAGGACUGGGAUGUAAACGAGUUCCAGUUCAGCUUCUGCUUUGGUGCAGCUUCCAUUUGGAACUGCCCAGAGUCUGCCCUGUGACCCUGAGACCUCAGCUGGAUGCUUUUCUACUCCUUCUCACCUUACCUCAACACUUCAAGACAUCUCUUACAAAAUCAUUUGUCAUUUGAGCUGUGCUGUGUGACAGAUGCAGGGGCUUUAAUCAGGAUGAACGAAUGCUACUACGACAAGCGCAUGGACUUUUUCUACAACAGGACCAAGGCGGACACCGCGGAUGAGUGGACAGGCCCUCAGCUCAUCGGUGUUCUCUGCUUUGGCACGUUUUUCUGCCUCUUCAUUUUCAUUUCCAAUUCACUGGUCAUAGCAGCUGUGGUGAAGAACAGGAGGUUUCACUUCCCCUUUUACUAUCUUCUGGCCAACCUGGCAGCUGCAGACUUUUUUGCUGGCAUCGCCUACGUGUUCCUGAUGUUCAACACGGGCCCGGUGUCCAAGACGCUGACGGUGAACCGCUGGUUCCUGCGGCAGGGCCUGCUGGACACCAGCCUGACGGCGUCCCUGGUCAACCUGCUGGUCAUCGCCGUGGAGCGCCACAUGUCCAUCAUGCGCAUGAAGAUCCACAGCAACCUCACCAGGAGGAGGGUCACCUUCCUCAUCAUAUCCAUCUGGGCCAUCGCGAUUUUCAUGGGCGCCGUUCCCACCCUGGGCUGGAACUGCCUCUGCGACAUUGCUGUCUGCUCGUCCCUGGCACCCAUUUACAGCAGAAGUUACCUGGUGUUCUGGAGUGUCUUAAACCUGGUUGUGUUCUUCAUUAUGGUGGUGGUUUACAUCAGGAUCUACAUGUAUGUCCAGAGGAAAACCAACGUCUUGUCGUCACACACCAGCGGCUCCAUCAGCCGGAGGAGAACCCCUGUGAAGCUCAUGAAGACUGUCAUGACUGUCUUGGGUGCCUUUGUUGUCUGCUGGACCCCUGGCCUGGUCGUCUUGUUGCUUGAUGGCCUGAACUGUACUGACUGUGGGAUUCAGAAUGUCAAAAGGUGGUUCCUUCUCCUGGCCCUGUUGAACUCUGUCAUGAAUCCAAUUAUUUAUUCAUACAAAGAUGAUGAGAUGUGGGCUACCAUGAAAAGGAUGAUUUGCUGCUCCUCUGAGGAUAAGAGCCAGGAGAGGCGCUCCUCGCGGAUCCCCUCGACAGUUCUCUGCAGGAGCACGGACAUCUCGGGCCACUACAUUGAAGAUGGCAUUAUUCAAGGGACAAUUUGUGGAAAAGGAGAACUUGGUGACAAAGGAAACUCCUGAACUGUGCAAGGGACUGACUUGGCUGGAAAAGGAGAGGGGGAAGGGAGAGGUUUUGUAAGAGGAGAUUGACUGGCAAAGCUAGUAAACAAUAUAUCCACUUUGUUCCAGAGCCUCAACUCCAGUGUUAACAAAAGUUCUUAUAAAUAAUUGCCUGAUGGAAAAACACUUUGUAAUGAAGAAAACCUUCUGUGCUGCCAUCCUUUUUGUCUUUCAAGUACAUGAAAUUGUUUUUCAUGUGAAUGGAAUAAAUACCUCUCAGAGACUUCUUGUGCAUGGAAACAAAUUGUAAGCAAUGUGGAGAGACCCUCCUUAAGCUCCUACAGAGAGAAGAAGCCUGCCUGACUGUGCAGGCUUGGAAAUCAUUGACUAUUUAUGCUUUGAAUAGUUUCUGUGCAUUUUGAGGAGGAUUGUAGGCUUGGAUGGACAGAAUUGUGACCUCUUUUCUUGGUUUGUGAAGUUCAUGAAAUAGUUCAUGCUUACCUCUUCUCUUCCUCCUCCUUAUCUUGCUUUCAAAAUAGGUAGUUUGAUAGUUUAUUAAAGCUAUGCCAGUAGCCUGGCAUGGGAGACCCAGACCAGGUGUCAGUGUGUGUAAGUGUGUCUGACUGUGGACAUUUCUGAAAGCACAGAAAGCACAAAAGCCAUCAUUUCUUCUAUAGUGGGGUGAGUGCUGCAGGCUAAGACAGUGCACUCCUUGCUGCUGUUGUGUAGGCAGGUGUUGAGGGUGGAUUAACAGAAAAGCAGUGAGGCUGUGUUCAUUAUGCUCAUUUUUUGCUUCCCUAGAUAAUAUCAAAUGGGUGUGCUCACUCCUCUUUACCUGCCAUGCCACUGACAGAAAUGAGAUCCAAAACCCUGGUUUACAAGGGAACUUUUAAGGGAAGUUUAAAUACCCAUAUGUCCAGGUUCAAUGAAGCUAUUUAAAAUAUAAAUUAAUUUACAGGCAAAAAAAGCCUGAAAUCAAUUUAAGCCCCUACCAUAGUACAGUCUGCAUUGAUUGUUGGACCUUGUCUGGACCACAAAGAACCUCUGAUUUGUGAGCAGAUCUUACUGGAACAGGUACUUGAGCAAGAGACCAUGAGGCAGUGAGCCAUGGAGGGCUUUCAGCAUUGUGGCUGAUCAAAUCUAGUGCUGAUGCAACCACAACCCAAACAGCUGGAGUUCUGACCUAUGGACUGUGCUCUAACAGAGCAUCCAGCAUCACAAAGCUCCAGGGUAAACUUCUUAUAUUUAAACUUACAAAUUAAAAACUGGAUUGUGGAUUUCUCAGUACUCUAAAAAGCUGGUUCAUGCUGUCUGGUUUCAACAGCAGUGAACUCCCAGCUGCCAUUUUAACUUCAAGAGGAGUUUCCUGUGCUGUCUCUUAGCAAAAAUCUGAUCCCUGGUGUUAAGGCAGGUGACCACAACCACAGGUCACUUUGAAAAGUUUUGGAAAUUUUGGCUGCCAAGAGCUAACACCAAGGACAUAUUUUAUGAAGCUGGAAGAUAAAGUUCAGCUGCGAUUUGGACAAAUUCUUCCUUCGGUUCCACUUGCAUAUGGAUAUCUGGACUGUGUUGGUCAAACAGAACCAGCCCUUGGCUCAAAUGCUGAGCAGGGGAGUUGCAGAAUGCACUGGGGGACUUCACAGCAGCCCUUAGCAUAUCUUAUAAACCCAGCAAGGCUCUGUCCAGAGACCUGUCCCAUAACAUGCAUCAUCUUGUAGGGAUGUGGCCCAGUAUUCAAGGUAGAUACUGUAUUUGAAUAAUGCUAAAAAUGUUUACACAUUUUUUGCUAUUAUAAUGCAAUUUUUUUGGUGCAAAUACUACUUCACUGCUUUGGUGUUCUGAAAAGUGUGUAAAGUGGUGCUUUGUAGAGGUGGUGGUGUGGUGGGUUGAGCCUGGCCAGAGACCAGGUGUCCACCAAAGCUGCUCCACCACUCCUCUCCUCAGCUGGACAGGGGAGAGAAAAUAAAACAAAAGGCUCAUGGGUCAAGAUAAGGACAGGGAGAGAUUGAUCACUGAUUAUAGACUUGACUUGGAGAAAAAUUAAGUUAUUACCAAUCACAUCAGGGUAGGAUAAUGGGAAAUAAACCCAGAUCUCAAUACUUUCCUCCCAUCCUCUGUUUUUCCUGGGCUUAGCUUUACUCCUGGUUUUCUCUAUCUCCAUUCCACAAUGGUGCAGGAGAACAGGGAAUGUGGUCAGUUCAUCAGUCAUUGCCACUCCUUCCUUCUCAUGGUGAGGUUUCCUCACACUCUUCCCCUCUCCUUUGUGGGGUCUCUCCCACACAAGACAGUUCUCCUCAAAUUUCUCCAGCAGCAUGGGUCCUCCAUGGGGUCACUAGCCAGCAAGCCUGCUCCAGCAUGGGCUUUCCAUGUGCUCACAGCCUCCUUUGGGCAUUCCCCUUCUCCAGCCUGGGAUCCUGCACAGGCUGCAGGGAGACCUUUGCUCCACCAUGGGCCUCCAUGGGCUGCAGGGGAAGCUCAGCUCUGGCACCUGGAGCACCUCCUGCCCACCCUGGUGUUGGCACAGCUGUUUCUCUCACACAUUCUCACUCUCCUCUGCAGCUGCAGUUGCACAGGAUUUUUUCCAUCCAAUUAAAUACAUUAUCCCAGAUCCUCUGCAUGGACUCAGCUUUGGACAGGGGUGGGUCUGUCUUGGAGCCAGCUGGCAUUGGCUCUGUCAGACAUUGGGAAGUUUCUGGUGUCUUCUCCCAAAAGCCACCCCUGUACCCCCCUACAGCUACUGCAGUGCACAGUUUGUCUGAACUAGGCUGAAGCUCUGUAUACAAAUCUAAUAGAAAAUAAAAUGGCACUUCAAAAUGAAA
Oenanthe melanoleuca is the source of this 5354-nucleotide messenger RNA. RefSeq names its product lysophosphatidic acid receptor 3 (gene LPAR3). Gene Ontology annotation, molecular function: lysophosphatidic acid receptor activity. The record is from RefSeq and is a predicted model, not a curated record. Gene Ontology annotation, cellular component: membrane. The transcript is spliced from 5 exons. The coding region runs from base 1363 to 2556 and encodes 397 amino acids. Gene Ontology annotation, biological process: G protein-coupled receptor signaling pathway. Lineage: Eukaryota; Metazoa; Chordata; Aves; Passeriformes; Muscicapidae.